AUGGCAACACUGAAAAACACCAAGCAAAGGUCAGAAACCAUCUCUGACAUCGCAAAAGAUGUAAUACGACUUCUCAAGGAAGAGAAAGAAACUGUCGGUGUCGCCGAGUCCUUAACAGGCGGGAGUAUCAUGGCCGCCCUCACAGCAGUCGAAGGCGCAAGUUCUGUCUGUCGCGGUGGCAUCGUUUCGUACAGAACUGGCAUAAAGGUCAACUUACUCGGAGUUAGUCAAUCCAUCCUCACAAAACACGAAGCUGUGAGUGGGGAAGUCGCGGAACAGAUGGUGGCUGGCGCUCGCAGUAUCACGACGCUCGACACACCAACGACGUGGGGACUCAGCACUACAGGUGUGGCUGGACCUGGUCAAGAAGAAGGAAAAGCACCGGGGACUGUGGUUAUUGGAGUUUCGAGGUCUGGCCAGGACAGGGCGUUUGGGCCGUUUUACUUCUCAGGGGAUCGGGAUGCUGUCAGGAAAGCUACAGUCACGAAGGCUUUGGAACAGUUGAGAGAACUUCUCCGUGACCGAGAUCACAUGGAUGAGCGACCAUGA
Fusarium musae is the source of this 549-nucleotide messenger RNA. RefSeq lists its product as uncharacterized. The coding region runs from base 1 to 549 and encodes 182 amino acids. The transcript has a single exon. The record is from RefSeq and is a predicted model, not a curated record. NCBI's taxonomy places the organism in Eukaryota, Fungi, Ascomycota, Sordariomycetes, Hypocreales, Nectriaceae.